Molecule: messenger RNA, 2250 nt
Organism: Colletotrichum scovillei
Lineage: Eukaryota; Fungi; Ascomycota; Sordariomycetes; Glomerellales; Glomerellaceae
Exons: 6
Coding region: 34-1848 (604 amino acids)
Biological process (GO): DNA-templated transcription; regulation of DNA-templated transcription
Molecular function (GO): DNA binding; DNA-binding transcription factor activity, RNA polymerase II-specific; zinc ion binding
Source: RefSeq, a predicted model, not a curated record
AUCAUCCUCAACCUUCCCAAGCCGGCCUGAACGAUGCCUCCACACGAUGAGGAAACACCUCUUAAACCCACCAAGAGGAUAUCUUGCAAGAGAUGCCAGUACAGAAAAUUCAAAUGCUCCCGCACCGAACCAUGCCAAAACUGCAGCACGUCCAAUACCCCUUGCGAAUACCGCCCUGUAGAUCGUAAGCGCGUCCCGGCCUCUCACGAGUACGUCGCGAGCCUCGAGUCCCGCAUCUCAUGGCUGGAGACGUUUGUUCAAUCUCUCCGUGUCGCCACGCCAGAGCAGCGGGAGGAGAUGCUCAACUCCACGGCAGCUGCGGAUGGAAAGGACCAUUCUCUUCCUGGUAGUUCUAACAAAGCUCAAGAAGAGAUCCGGACGGAUGAAGGAGCACCACCACUGGCACCAGGCAACUACAUAUCCCACCUCGGCAUCCACGCUCGCUCAAGCGCAAAUCUCGAGCUAGGCCUCGAAGGUUCCCUCAUCUACCAUGGCGCAACCUCCAUCUUCCGCGUCGACCUCCCUUCCACCUCCUCCAAAGACCCAAGGGAUCCUGACAACACUACCGCCGCUCUCCUCCGAGGAGGCGGCAUCGAAGCAAACUUCGAAUCUGUAAUGCAACACUUUGGCAUCGACGGCCCAUCCUCUCCCGCCGUUCUGCAGUCCCUAACACAGUUCUUCCGCUGGCAAUAUCCGCACUUCAUGUUCAUCUACCGCGAGGCCUUCCUCCGUGACCAUUUCAGCAAUGACGACGGUGAGGGUGAUGCCAAUAACGGUGGGAACAAUAGAAAAUACUGGUCCCCCGCCCUGCUCCUAUCUAUAUGCGCCCUCGGCGCGCUGGUCAGCUUAGAUACAAAAGCCUCGAGUGAGCGAUUUUUUCUCGCGGCGGAAAGCAUCAUCAUGGUGACCGGGCUCACGAGGCCGAGCGUCGCUACCGUCCAGGCAUUCCUUUGUCUUGCGCUCUACGAGAUUGGGAGGGGUAAUUUGUCCAAGGGCUGGGGGUAUUCUGGAAUCGCCUUCCGCAUGGCCCAAGAUCUCGGCCUCCAACGAGACCCCAAAGGUUGGGUCCAACACGACUCAUCCCUCGCAACACACGAAGACGUCGAGAUCCGGAGGAGAAUCUACUGGGGCUGCUACAUCUCCGACAAGCUCAUCAGUCUGAUUCUCGGUCGACCCGUAUACCUGGUCUAUGACGACGCCGAGGUCCAGCCCAUGGAAACGCUGCCAGAACCCCCCGAAAUGAGUCUCUGGCGCCCCGUAGGCUUCGACGAAGAAUACAGAGAAUCCGCGCAAGCGAGCUCCAUGAUCCCCUACCUCCACGAACAGAUCCGCCUAUCGCGCAUCAUCGAGAGAAUGAUGUCGACGCUCUUCUCUCCGCGCUCCAAUCUAGACGACCUCGGUCGACGAGUAUGCUUCGAUAAUCUAAACCUAGACCUCAACCGGUGGCGCGAAUCGCUUCCCGAUUUUGCAAAAUGGCAUAAAUGGGGUGGAUCGUCAUCGAAGAGGAUACCAGGAGUAUUGGCGUUGCACCUUCUAUUCCAUAGUGUUCGCAUCGCCUUGAACUAUGAUCAGGCUAUUGCAUCCCGGGGAAGCGAUGCGGACGAAGAGCCACAGUCUUACUGCGUCACAUCCGCGCAGCACAUCACUUCCCUGGUACGCACCUAUCGGAGUCAGUACGGGCUUCAACAUGCACCACUCGUGUUUGUGUACGGCGCUGUCCAGGCGAGUCGCUCGGCCAAGGCAUUCAACAUCACAGAGGAGAGCCAGUAUCUGAACCAGAUGCUGGGAGAACUAUCAUCGGCUUGGAGCCUGUCAAGAGAAGUCAUGGCCAAAGUAUUGGACUGCUAAAGCUAAAUACCCGCGAGAGUACACAAAUCGGGCCCCAUUCCCCAUCCCGGCCUCCAGACUUGUUUAUCCAGCUUCCACAGCAGUCACCAUAGCCAUCUGUGUUCUCCUUUUGGACAUCCACCCUUAUUGAUGCCAGCUUCCUUUGCACAGAGUGUCGUCAUGAUACCCCUUGCCAAACCAUAGCUGCCAUGUCUUCAUCGGGGUGGCCUUGAUACAAUUCAAACGUUCAUCUGGUCGAAAGACUUGGCCCACAAGGUCUUGGCGUCGGCGGCGGUGUAGACCCGGAGCUUCGCGUCGGUGUCGGCCAUGGUGUCAUUGGCGGCUCUGGUCCACUGCUUCGGCUUGCUGUACUUGCAGCCGAUGGCGAUGGUGUCGAGACGAGGGAGGGGAAUCUCCUCCGCG